AACAUUGUGUCAGCUUUGCGAUUGACGACUAGCUCAUUAUGGGGAAGCAAAAAACGGCAUUGAUAGACCGAAACGAGAUGCAGAGUUAAUCACGUCUUAUCAGUCUUGCUGCUUGACUCAUCGCCAUGGGACGCAAAUCGGUUGUGCUCGGUGUAAUAUUUCUCUCAGCUGUCAGUGUCAUUGCGGUCGAUCGAACACCCUUAAGGUACGUUCCCUUCCGGUGUCGAGGUGGCAUUUCCGUGUCGAUAACGUUCCGUUGCGAUGGGUUCGCUCACUGCCCGGAUGGUUCAGAUGAGGAAGGUUGUCGGAGCGUAUCGCUCGUUGAAGGACCGCCUGAAAGCGUCACCGUGCAAGAGGGCGAGUGGAUGAAUCUAACGUGUCGGGGAACUGGCGUACCGUCCCCAAGUGUACGAUGGAAAAUGAAUGGAAAAGAGCUACUGGAUCCGGUUUGUGAUUGGGUCUCGGAGGAUGGCGUUGGACAUCUUGCUUGUAAGAUGCGUCUGAUAGAUUCUGGGAAUUAUUCCUGUCAUUUGGUAAAUCCGCUCGGCACAAUCGAUGUACAACCGGUGACGAUGGCCACGGUGCAAGGGAAUCCAUGUCCGAAAGGAGAGUUCUUAGCCGGAGAAGGAAGUGCCAAGUCUUGUAUGAAGUGUUUCUGUUCUGGCGUCAGUGAUCUGUGCCACAAAGCAGAUAUGUACCGGUGGAAUAACACACUGGCGUUGAACGACUGGAAAAUGAGAUACGCAACGUGGGAUGGCAAAGGUACUGUGAAGAUAGAGCAAAACAUCCAGAAUUUCUCUUCAAACCGGACGCUGUACUACAGCCUACCAUAUCGAUUCAUUGAGCAUCAGACCAAAUCAUACAGCGGAUAUCUUCAGAUCCCUCUCGACACGGGAGAAGAAAUACCAAGAAUCAUUGUGAUGGGUUAUAACAGAACGCUCAUCUACAGGAACAACCACAAAGACGAGAUCCUCAACGGGAUGGCUAGAAUCAAGCUACAUGAAACCAACUUCUUUCACCCAAACGGAACGGCAAUCGAUCGGAUUGAGCUACUAAUAGUGCUUUCGUACAUUGAUCACUUCUUGAUUGAAAUGCGCCCAAAAAAUGGACGAUAUAUACCAAGCGAACAGUCGAUCGUAAUGGACUCUGCAAGCAGUUAUCAGAGAGGAAUAGGCAAGGCAGCGUUCGUGGAAGAGUGUCGAUGUCCGGUUGGAUUUCGUGACAGUUCCUGCGAACGGUGCGACUUUGGUUACAAUCGGGCAUUCGUUGGACCACCGAUGGGCCUGUGCAUGCCCUGGGAAUGGCAUCGGGAGCGCUACGUCCCUCCGAGCACCACAACAAGAGCAUACCAUUACGUUUGACCUGCGAGAUUAGAUAUAUUGGAUUCUAGUAUACCGAAUUAUUUCACUGUUAUAUCAAGCAGGAAAUCACGAAACGUCAAAUCAAACUCUUUUCGUUUAUCAAGAUCUUCCAGUGCAGAGGAAUUUUCGAUUCAGUACGCGCGCAUACGCACGCACUUCUUAACACAGUUUAAAGGGCACACUAAUUACAUAGCCCUCAGGCGUCAUAAAACAACACAACCUAGAAGCCCGUUCGUUACCUCGGCACCCAUCAACGCGUUGUUAUGCGUGUUGUUCUUGACUGACUUUGGCUGGGCGCUCUCGGUUGUUUUUUGUGCGAGGAAGAUUCAACCUUGCUCCAACCCUCAUCCAGAUCGUAUUCCCUCACUCCCCCUCUGCAUGUUGAACGCGUUCUGCCCUUUUGCCUUUGGGUUUCCCGUUCCGGUUCGUAGCCUGUUGGUGAGAAAUUUCUACUACCCUGGGAAAAAUUUCGACGACGACAGCGACCCGGUGGUCACCCUUCGUUGUGUUUUGUUGCAGAAGUUGUAGUAAGAUGGGGGUGCCUUUCACCCACACCUUUUAAUGGAUGGCAGUGUAUUGGUAACAUCUUGAAGCGAAAAAAAAGUUGUCUUUUAAGAACAGAACAAAACCUAACGGGGAAAUACGACGACCCACAAGAGCCUACGGAAUACAGCUCUGGAUGUCUUGGUGUGGUGUAGGUAUCAAAACAUUCCACCAAACACCAACUUGGACGCGAGCGCAAAUAAGCCGCCGUGGUGUUGUUCUUGUGCUGUUGCGUUUUUGACCCCUCUUUGUAUAUAUAUCUCUCUCUCCCUUCUUCAACUUCUAGACAUUAUACGGGUGAACGAACCUGAGGAUGUUGUUGCGCCAAUUCCACCAAUUUCCUUCCUCGUCCAGCUCUCCCUUCCCUCGCCAGUCCCAACUAUAAGUCGAGCUGAUAUUUCCGUUCCAGUGAGCACAGGUGUCUUAACUUCCGCUCGGGAUAUUACCAAUCCUCCAGUCGGGCGCGGAACGGGAACCCUAUUUAUCGGCUUGUAGGCUAUUCGCGAUCGUCUUUCGAGCAAUUGUAGCGGGUGGUGGUUGGUGACCACAUGUGAUUGAAUGGUUUUUGUACACACACACGAGUAUAGCAAGGUGGCAUUAGUUCUAGGAGUCUUGCGCGUCCAAGCUUCUCCUAUAGCACUAGUCGUUGCUUCUUUUUAUGAGGAUUAAUUGCUAGCUCGGUUAGGGUUGCUGUAAAUCUUCGCCAUCCAAAACAUUGGUUGCAUUGGCACGCUUCACUGAACCGGAAUAGCACAACCACACACAUCGGCUCCCCGAACAUGGUUCAAUUAAGAUGCUAAAGCAGGGAAGUUGUGUGUGUGUGUGUGUAGAUUUCACGCUUCAGCCGAGAGUGUGGGAAAGCGAUUUUUCUGCGCCGCAUCAAACAUUCCGUGCUCCGUAACGUGUUAAACGCGAAAAGCUUGUACAGUCGAGCGGCUAAAGUAUGUGGUAGCAUUUUUAUGAUUAGCAAACAUUUAAAGCCUGCAAGAACCAGAUACAACCAGCAGCAAACUAAUGUAGAACAUCACAAAAAACCAUCGUGCCGCAGAUUAGUUUAUCUCCUUCAAAUGGCUCCCCCAAAAAUCUGUUUGCAUUUGAAGGGCAACAUGGGACGACGACGACAGACGAGCAAAGCAAUUCGCAUUUCCCAGAAAUCGCCACACGUCCACCGUGCGCUGCCGUCAGGUGAUUGAUCGACAUCGAUCGGUCCUGCAGUAAGCAGAGGUAAAAACGCAGCAACAGUUUUGCUGGAAUUCUCGCUUGAUUUGUAACUUCCUCCAGCCGGUUGAUAAGAGAGCAACGAAGAAGAGGACGAGUGUUGCACCCUUUUUUUGGUCUCGACUGGAUUGCCAACUGCUGCUGCUCGACGACUCCAAAUGAUUUUGACAAGUUGCUCCGAAAGGCCACACCCAGAUCUCGUAGAUCUCGUCGGCCGUUCAGGGUCGACACGGGUGCGUGAGGAGCACGAUGGCAUCACGAUGCAUGGCGAUCGCCCGACAACCCGAUCUGACAUCAGCCAUUUACCCAAAAUGUAGCUUCGAAGAAAUCACGUACGAGAUUGAUCGCUGGGACGCGUUUCGGGACGAGAUCCUGUCAGCGCAACUCGCCGAACGACGCACGCUCAAGCCCGGUAGCUCAAGCUGAGCUGAGGAUUUGGAUCUCGACGCGAUCGUAUCGAAUGCGAAGACAAAUGUCAGUCAAAUCAGACGGACUGCGAAUGAGCGAGAAAAGGAAAGAGAGCGAUGGAAUGAAGUACACAGAUUAAAAGCAGACUAGAGAGAUCGAUUGGAAUCAGUCCGGAGUCCGAGGAAAGUGACCGGAGCUGGAGACAUGGAGGGAGCGUUCGCGCGCCUGCGUUCGUUUGCGCGGACACCUGAUGCGUGGUCGAGAUGUUCGGAACUCGCGAAUGGGCAAUUAAGUCGUCUUUAGAGCAAAUUACCUAGCAAUUGCGAUCGACUGGAGGGAUGGGUGGGGUUGUAAAAAAAAAUCACGAUCUGGGGCGGAAAAUUAUCGGCAUGAUGAGAUUUUGACCCGAUUACACGCGUAGGCUCUGCGGGACAGACGAUCGUUCGCGUGCAAAGCGGGAAUGUACUGCUCGAGAGAGGCUGCUUUUUUGCAUGACACGCGUGCAAUCAGAGUGUGCAUCUCGAGCGUUCGGGAAAUGAUCGACACUGAUCGUUAUCAUCGAAGGAUGGUAAUUGCGUGCCUUUCCAGAACUUUUCCUCGAUGACUCAGGAAAAGCGGAGAAGUUGCUUGGAAGUUUCGCGCAAGCCUAAUGAGUUGUUUACGUCGCGAUUACUUUGUAUGGUGAGUGAUCAAUCUCACAGCGUUUUACAUAGCAACAGGCGCUAUAUUAAAGGCAGUCGGGGGUUUUCCACUUUAAAUUCUACCCAUCAAAGCUUUUGAAAGCAUUUUUUGUCAUUUUUUGCAAUAAUUUAUUUAAAUACCUUUCAUCACGAUAAGUGUCCGGGGAGGAAAGAAAUAGAUCAUUUCAUUUUACGACAACCAUUUUCUCUUUCAAAUCCUAAAUAAAGUCAUUUUCUUGGAGCUUUCUCGGCCCCACUUUGCUUG
Messenger RNA from Anopheles arabiensis, 4475 nucleotides. Its product is annotated as basement membrane proteoglycan-like. The transcript is spliced from 4 exons. The coding region runs from base 126 to 1361 and encodes 411 amino acids. The record is from RefSeq and is a predicted model, not a curated record. Gene Ontology annotation, molecular function: protein binding. NCBI's taxonomy places the organism in Eukaryota, Metazoa, Arthropoda, Insecta, Diptera, Culicidae.